UCUCACCCUUUAAUUUAAGAAAAUCCUAAAAAUCCCGCCUUCCCAAAAUCAGGAAUGGUGUCUUCUCUCCAAAUCCGGGUGGGUCUCGGGCUGCCGGAGCCACACCGCAGCAGCUCAGUAGAUCUAAUAAAGCAGGUGCCGCCGCCGCCGCGCGCGUUAUCUUCAGCCAAGCAUCCCUUGCUAAGGGAGUCGAUGCCGAGACACGUGGCGGUGAUUAUGGAUGGGAACAGGAGGUGGGCCCGGAUGAGAGGUUUGCCUGUCGGGUCGGGCUAUGAGGCCGGGCUUGGGGCCUUGCGAAGGAUGGUUGAGCUCUCUUCCAACUUGGGGAUAAGGGUUCUUACUGUCUUCGCCUUUUCUUCCGAUAAUUGGUUUCGCCCUAAGGUGGAGGUUGAUGUCUUGAUGGCAUUGUUUGACAGAGGAUUAAGAGAGGAACUCCAAAAUUUAGUAAGUGCAGAUGUUAGGAUUUCAGUCAUUGGAGACUCAUCUAAACUCUUCAAUUCGUUACAGGCAUUGCUAGCCAAUGCAAUCGAAACCACCAAGAAAAACUCGAAACUUCACCUCAUCAUCGCAGUUAACUACAGUGGCCGGAGUGAUGUUGUGCAAGCCUGCCAAAAGCUCGCGGUUAAGGUGAAAGACGGAGUCAUUGAGCCUGGGGCUAUCGAUGAAGUUGCAUUCGAAAGGGAACUUGGAACGAAUUGUACGGAUUUUCCCCAUCCCGACUUACUAAUACGGACUAGUGGGGAGCUGAGAGUCAGUAAUUUCUUACUAUGGCAGUUGGCUCAUACUGAACUAUACUUCACUGAAUCACUUUGGCCUGAUUUUGGUGAAGAUGAGUUCCUGCAGGCCUUGAGUUCGUUCCAAGAAAGGCAGAGACGCUUUGGCUGUUGAAGCUUUAGUUUCUUGAUGAAACAAAUACCCUCUCAGUUUCAAUCUAAGUGGAGCAUUUCUUAUUCAAAAUGAGGUUUUAUUGUUUUGUAAGUCAAGUGAAGAGAAUAAAAUAUGAAAGAAAAUUAAAUCGAGAGGGUGAUGUUUUUGUUAUGAAAAAUGUGUACUCCAUCAGUCCUAAGAAUUAAGAUAAGCUAGUCAUUCUUUUUUGGGAAUGUCCCACUAUAA
This is a messenger RNA of Salvia hispanica, 1113 nucleotides long. RefSeq names its product cis-prenyltransferase 4, chloroplastic-like. The record is from RefSeq and is a predicted model, not a curated record. Gene Ontology annotation, biological process: polyprenol biosynthetic process; plastid membrane organization; response to cold. Gene Ontology annotation, cellular component: chloroplast stroma. Lineage: Eukaryota; Viridiplantae; Streptophyta; Magnoliopsida; Lamiales; Lamiaceae. Gene Ontology annotation, molecular function: ditrans,polycis-polyprenyl diphosphate synthase [(2E,6E)-farnesyl diphosphate specific] activity.